Molecule: messenger RNA, 1413 nt
Organism: Ceratotherium simum simum (southern white rhinoceros)
Lineage: Eukaryota; Metazoa; Chordata; Mammalia; Perissodactyla; Rhinocerotidae
Gene: TRIM60
Product: tripartite motif containing 60
Molecular function (GO): zinc ion binding; protein binding
Source: RefSeq, a predicted model, not a curated record
AUGGAGUUUGUGACAGCCCUGGUACACCUCCAGGAGUCUAGCUGCCCCAUCCAUCUAGAGUACUUGAAAGACCCAGUAACCAUCAACUGUGGGCACAACUUCUGUCACUCCUGCAUCAACAUGACUUGGAACGAUCUAGAUGAUAUCUUCCCCUGUCCUGUCUGCCGUUUUUGCUUUCGUGACAAGAACUUCAGGAGCAACCCUCAACUCAGUAAUCUGACUGAAAUUGCUAAGCUCCUGCAGAUCAGAAGAAGCAAAAGAAAGAAGAAAGAAGAGAAUUCUGUAUGUGAGAAGCACAAUCAACUUCUGACCCUUUUUUGUGGGAAGGACCUAGAGGUUUUAUGUACACAGUGCAGUUUCUCCAUUCAACACCAAAAAUACUACAUUUGCUCCAUUGAGAAAGCUGCAUCUUAUCACAGGAAAAUUCUGGAAUGUAGCCUUGAGCCCAUGAAGGAUAAUUUAAAACGACUUGAAAAAGUGAUAACUCUGCAAGCUAGCAAAUCAGUGGAGCUGAAAAAGAAGGUAGAAUAUAGAAGAGAAGAAAUCAAUUCUGAAUUUGAACAACUUAGACUAUUUGUACAGAGUCAGCAAGAGGCUCUUCUUAGGCAGAUGGAAGAUGAAGAGAUGGACAUUUUAACAAAACUCAAUGAAAACUUUAUAACAUGGUCAGGUCAUGUCUCCAAAUUAAAACAUCGAUUGAGGGAGGUAGAGGGCAAGUGUGUGCAGUCAGAACUGGAAUUACUGAUGCAUGUUAAGAAUAUCCACCAUAGAUAUCAAAACCUAAAAGACCCUGAACUCUUUUCAUUCCAAUUAAAGAAAUAUGGAUUUAGCCUUCCUCCACAAUAUUCUGGCUUGGACAGAAUUAUCAAGCCAUUUCAAGCAGAUGUGAUUCUAGAUCUUGAAAUGGCACAUCCUCGGCUUAUUGUCUCUGAGGACAGAAAAAUUGUGCAGUAUGGAAAGAGAAAACAAAACCUUUGUUAUAACCCGAGGAGAUUUUCUCUCUGCCCUUCUGUCCUGGGUUGUAACAGAUUUAGUUCUGGCAGGCAUUACUGGGAGGUAGAAGUGGGAAACAAGCCUAAAUGGACACUGGGGGUGUGUUGAGAGUGUUUUCCUAGGAACUGGCAGAAUCAGCCAGUAGUUGAGGGUAGAUUCUGGGCAAUUGGGCUAUAUGGUGAGAGCGUCUAUGCUGUGUUGGGUCCUAAGAGAACCCAGCUCCUGCCCAUAGUAAGACCCAGUAAGAUUGGCAUUUUUUUGGACUAUGAGUUGGGUGAGGUUUCCUUUUAUAAUAUGAACCAUAGAUCUCUUCUCUAUACUUUUAACAAUUCUUUUACAGAAGCCAUUUGCCCCUAUUUCUAUAUUGGAAUAGAUUCUAAACCUCUUACAAUCUCUUCAGUGAUAGAUGAUGAAAGAUGA